AUUUGCCAGAAACAAGACCCCACUUUUCUUGAUCUCUCUAUCUCACACUGGCGUAAUCAAAGGUUCGAUAAUGUCCGAUUUUAUCUUAUAGGGAUUGGGUCAUGGCCACGAAGAAAGUCAUAGCAAUAUGCCAGUCAGGUGGAGAGUUUGUGACGAAUAAAGAUGGAUCGUUAUCCUAUUCGGGAGGCGAUGCUUACGCAAUAGAUAUCGAUCAGAACACUUCGAUGAAUGACUUUAAGUCGGAGUUGGCUGAAAAUUUCGGGUUUAGUUGGGAGAUUAUGACACUCAAGUACUUUCUUCCAGGAAACAAGAAAACCCUAAUCACCAUAUCCAAGGACAAGGAUUUCAAACGCAUGGUCAGUUUCUCCGCCGAUGCUGGGAGCGUCGAGAUCUUCGUCAUUCCUGAGGAAGCCACCGCUAGGAAUGUAUCCAACAUGCCAGCCAGUAGGUCAAGUAGGACAACUGCCUCGGAAGCUGUGGUACCUGUAGUAGUUGCAGGCGAUGAUGUUGUAGGAGAAGACAUGACAAAUGAUUUCCAAAUCGAAAUGGCAAUGCCAAUGCCAGACGAAAGCCCUUUGCCGUGCAAUUUCAUUCUGACCGACGAGAAACAUCACAAAGCAGCACAGCAGUGGGAAAACGCCAUCACGGGCGUCGAUCAGAGGUUCAGCAGCUUUACCGAAUUCCGGGAUGCGCUUCACAAGUAUUCAAUCGCUCACGGGUUUACCUACAAAUACAAGAAAAACGAUAGCCAUCGUGUUUCCGUGAAAUGCAAAGCUCAAGGUUGUCCAUGGCGGAUUACUGCAUCGAGAUUGUCAACCACCCAAUUGAUAUGCAUCAAGAAAAUGAACCCGAGGCAUACAUGCGAGAGAGCAAUUGUUAAAGCGGGUUAUCGGGCAACGAGGGGUUGGGUCGGAAGCAUCAUAAAGGAGAAGUUGAAAGCCUUUCCGGAUUACAAGCCAAAGGAUAUUGCUGAGGACAUAAGAAGAGAGUACGGAAUUCAAUUGAAUUACUCGCAAGCAUGGCGAGCGAAAGAAAUUGCCAGAGAACAGCUCCAAGGCUCGUAUAAGGAGGCAUAUAGUCAGCUACCCUUUUUCUGCAACAAGAUCAAGGAGACGAAUCCCGGGAGUAUUGCCAGUUUCAUGACAAAAGAAGAUUCUAGCUUCCACCGUCUUUUCAUUUCUUUCUAUGCUUCGGUAUCCGGGUUCAGACAAGGUUGCCGCCCUCUCCUUUUCCUCGACAGCGCUGUCUUAAACUCCAAAUACCAAGGAGUUUUCCUUGUUGCCACGGCUCCCGAUGCCGAAGAUGGCAUAUUUCCGAUAGCUUUUGCCGUUGUGGAUUCCGAGACCGAGGAGAACUGGUGUUGGUUCCUUGAAGAACUUAAGUUGGCGCUGUCUGAAUCCCGUGGGAUCACAUUUGUUGCGGAUUUCCAGAAUGGUCUGAAGGUCGCAUUGUCUCGGGUCUUUGAGAAUGGACACCAUGCCUACUGUCUACGCCACCUCGCCGAGAAACUAAACAUGGAUUUGAAGAGGCAGUUCUCUCACGAAGCAAGACGGUUUAUGAUCAACGAUUUUUAUGCGGCUGCUUAUGCCCCGAGACCCGAGGGCUAUUCCCGCUCUCUGGAGAAUAUAAAGAGCAUAUCGCCAGAUGCAUUCACAUGGGUUGCGGAGAGCGAACCGCACCACUGGGCCAAUGCCUUGUUCCAGGGAGAUAGGUAUAACCAGAUGAACUCAACCUUCGGGCUAGAUUUCUACAGUUGGGUAUCCGAAGCACACGAGUUGCCGAUAACCCAGAUGAUCGAUGAACUUCGAGCGAAGAUGAUGGAAUCGAUCUACACCCGUCAGGUGCAAUCCCGGGAAUGGGUCACAGCCCUCACACCGUCCAACGAGGAGAAACUGCAGAAGGAGAUGGAACUCGCUCGGUCGCUCGAGGUGUUUCCGCCUCACGGGACCUUGUUCGAGGUCCACGGAGGGGAAUCCAUGAUCAACAUAGUGGAUAUAGAUCAGUGUGACUGCGACUGCAAGGCGUGGAGACUCUCGGGAUUGCCCUGCAGCCACGCCAUUGCAGUGAUCGGGUUCAUCGGGAAAAGCCCUUACGAGUAUUGCUCCAGAUACUUCACGGUAGAGAGUUACCGGUUAACGUACGCCGAAUCGAUCCAGCCUGUUCCAAACAUAGACAGGAUGACGGAUGAACCGGCGGAAGGGGGGGUUUCGGGGACGCCGCCACCGACGAGGAGGACGCCGGGAAGGCCGAGGACGAGGCAGGUGGAGCCGUUGGAUAUGAUCAAGCGUCAGCUUCAGUGUAGUAAGUGUAAGGGCUUAGGUCACAACAAGAAGACUUGCAAAGCUGAUUCCUUUGUUUAGGACAGGACACAUCCUAUCCUACUUUCUAGAUUAGUUUUGUUUGUUGUCUGAUGGAUAAUUAUAGAUUUUAAGAUAUGUUGAUUUGGUUGGGGGUUUAAUGACUUUUAUUUUUUCA
This is a messenger RNA of Tarenaya hassleriana, 2475 nucleotides long. Its product is annotated as protein FAR1-RELATED SEQUENCE 4-like. Gene Ontology annotation, molecular function: protein binding; zinc ion binding. NCBI's taxonomy places the organism in Eukaryota, Viridiplantae, Streptophyta, Magnoliopsida, Brassicales, Cleomaceae. The record is from RefSeq and is a predicted model, not a curated record. The transcript has 3 exons. Bases 102 to 2360 code for a protein of 752 amino acids.